Dissoconium aciculare CBS 342.82 is the source of this 2544-nucleotide messenger RNA. RefSeq lists its product as uncharacterized. Bases 1 to 2544 code for a protein of 847 amino acids. The record is from RefSeq and is a predicted model, not a curated record. NCBI's taxonomy places the organism in Eukaryota, Fungi, Ascomycota, Dothideomycetes, Mycosphaerellales, Dissoconiaceae. Gene Ontology annotation, biological process: RNA processing. Gene Ontology annotation, cellular component: nucleus. The transcript has a single exon. Gene Ontology annotation, molecular function: RNA binding.
AUGGCUGGCGACGAGGAUUCCAGCCUGUUCCCGAACAUGGCCCAAAAGCUCGCCGCGCCGAAAAAGAUGUCGGAGAUGGAGCGGAACAAACGCGCCGCCGAGGAGAAGCAGAAGAAAGAGGAGGCUUUACAGGCUGAGACCCUACGAGAGUUCGAAGAGGCUUUUGGCGUUGCUCCUCCAUCUCGGCAAUCGGAAUUCCAGUCGCGAUAUCCACCAUCCGGCCCGGGACAUGGUGGCUCAGGGUUUCGUCGAGGACCGCCUGGCGCAUCUUUUUACGAUGAACCUCCACCAGGCCCUCGCCGGAGUGGUCCAGGAAGUCUCGAAGGGCUCGCCGCGCCUCCGAUAUCGAUACAAGAGCGCAAGCGGCGACGAGCGAUGGAGGAGGAUGAAGCUGCACGCGCCCGGGAAUCCGAUGGUUAUGCCACAGGUUCAAAAGCUGGGCACGAUACGCCGAAUCGGCGAAAAGAAAGGGAUACCGUGACGGCGCCCAAGAACAGUGUUCGCUUGUCCAAUUUGCCUCCAUCUAUCACAGAACGUCAAAUCAAGAAUUUGCUCCGAGGACACCUUCAAGUUUUCUCAAUCGAUAUCACGGAGCAGCCCAAUGUGCAUGGUGUCGGCCGUAGAUCCAUGACUGCUGUAGUCGUUCUCGAGACAGGUACUACAACCACGGCAAUCGAGAAAGCUACUAGUGUUCUGAAAGAUAAAUACCUCGGCUGUGGCUACUCGCUCAUCAUUUCUCGCUAUCUUCCGUCAGACGUGCUACAUCAGGGCAUGCCUGACGACAGUUUUGUUCCCGUAGACACGCCAUUCGGAGCCCGGCCCAUGAAGCAGAACUUUUCAAAUUCAACAAUGGGUAAUCUCAGCCGUGCGCCGCCACCCUCUGAUUUCGCGCCUCCAGGUUCUUACGAGGCAGGAAUUCCGCCGGGGAACGUCUUCCAUGCACCAGCUGAAGCGGUCGUGCAAGUUCGUGUUCCCAAGGACCUGCAAGUGACACAGCUCAUACAUCUGAUGGCAAGUUGGUAUCAUUCUCAAGAAGACAUGAACCUCGCACUGGAAAAGGAAAGCCAGCUGAUGGCUGCCCCGCAAGUCCAGAACAACCCUCUUUUCUCAUUUCUAUACGACUGUACCGGCGACGCUGGUGUUUACUUUCGUUGGCUCUUGUGGAAUCCGCAAGGUCUCGGCGCUCUUAGCGGUCACAAACGCGUCAACUCCACACCAGUCCGGAUUCACGACGAUGUCCCCAUUGACUGGAUUCCUCCCACACUUCACAUGCCCUUUUCUGACGUGACCGAGAUUUCCGAGAUUUUGGAGCAUCUCGAUUUCGAUUCUGAUGACGAAUGCGACGAUGACAUGCCUGGCUAUCGCGAAGAGGAUCCUAUCCCUGGAGACGAAGAUAUGCUUGGUCCUCUGCGGCGUGCGCGACUUUCACGAAUGCUGGCAUGUUUGCCACCCUCCCGGGCCUUUCUCGAGCGGCGUCAUGUGGCACCGAUUCAAAAUUUUGUCAUGAAGCACGCCGGACGUGGUGCCCUGGAAAUCGUCGAUAUUAUCCAGAUGAACAUCAACCGGCCGUUCAACGCGUCUGGCUUUACUAUCGCUGUUCCACCACCUGGGGACUCCGACGAAGACGAUGACGAAUUCAUGCACCAAGACUUGCCAACCAAUGGUGAUGAGAGCUCUCACCAAGACUCUUCCACGACCAUAACUGCUCAGACAUACAACCCCGCCACCCGCACGCCAGCUCCACCCGAUAUUCUCACGGACGCCAAAUUAGUUAGUCUCGACAUUGUCACUGCCGUCUGCGUCGCCUCCUACCAGUCCGCGACACCUGGCUCCCACCGUUACCGGAAGCUUUUCCCAGAAGCCUUCCUCGAAGCAGGAGUAAUAGUGGGCCUCGCCGAGACUCCGACGGAAUACGGCUGGGGCAUGAUCAAAACGGAUCGUUGGGAGCGUAGGAUACGCGCAGUAUUCAAGGUCUGGGAGGAGUGUAACUGCUUCACAAUGGAUGAGAUUCAGUCUUUCAGGAGGAUUUUCGAUGGGGUGAUCGCGGGAAGACAUAAGAAGGCGGCAGAGGAGAAGAAUGAAAGUGGCGAUCAAGCCGCCCUGGCAAAGCCGAUCUUCAAAAGCGUCGAGGAUGUUAUGGCGGAGCGGGAAGCCGCAGAACUUGGCGCGACUGGUGAAGUAGAUGACCUGAAUUCCGAGGAUUCCGAGGAUGACGAUCAUGAUCGCGAGAUCGACGGUGUGCCGAUCGAUCUCACAAGACUUAGAAUUGCGAAGGCCGUAGACGGAGCUCUAACGUGGCAGUUGUUCGAUUCAAGCGACGAAAAACUCGAGGCGAUCUAUCGACCUAUCUUCGAAGAGCAACGUACGGCAGUGCACGAAGCAGAUGAGGUACUCGUGGAUGCUCCGGCUACCGAUGACACAGCAGCAGUAGUGCCUCCGCAGCCCAAGGUCGCGGAGGCAAAAAAGGUCACGGAGGCGGUCUCAUCGCCAGCACCGAAAGAAAAGAAAGACAUCGACAUGUUCGCUGACGAUGACAGCGAGUGA